AUGCAAGCUUCAGCCUGGGUCAGACCGACUGGCACAGCAGUGACCUGUGAGACGAGUCUUCUUUGCCACGAUGAGACCACGCUGUUGGAAUACAGUUACGUGCCUGGCAAUGGCAGUUCUGCUGUAUUUCGCACCCCCAUCGCCAUUGGCAGUCAAUUGCCGCCAUCGCACCCUCGCACCCCCGCCGGCCCCUUUGUCGACCCUCCACGCCCAACCUUUGCCGAACCUCCACGCCCACCCUUUGCCGAACCUCCACGCCCACCCUUUGCCAACCCUCCACGCCCCUUUGCCAAUCCUCCACGCCCACCCUUUGCCGACCCUCCACUCGCACCUUUUGCCGACCCUCCACGGCCACCCUUCGCCGACCCUCCACGCCCACCCUUCGCCGACCCUCCAUGCCCACCCUUUGCCGACCCUCCACGCCCACCCUUUCCCAACCCUCCACGCCCACCCUUUGCCGACCCUCCACGUCCGCCCUUUGCCGACCCUCCACGCCCUCCUCUGCCGCCCAACGGCUCUAUUCCCAGUGAGCCCCCUACUGCAAGUAGAGGCCCAGGUAGAACCACCACCGCUGGCACAAGAUCAAGCCCAAAGUGGGACGAUGAUCUCACAGCGGACCUUCUCCGCUGUGUCAUAGCGGCCAUGCGGGAUGCAGGCAGAGCGCCCUUUGGCAAAGUGCAGUGCUGGGACGCUGUGUUCGCCCGAUGGAAUGCCCAGCAUGCCGACCUCAACUUCACGGAAUCGCAGCUGCGAAACCGGCUCAACGCGGUGAAGGCGUGGGUGAAGGACAUCAGGCAACUCAAGUCAAGGGUCCGCCCGGGAGUGACUUGGAACCCUGCUACCGAUCGCUUCGACCCGCAUUCCAUGGUAAGCCUCCCAGGCGGCGCUGCCUGUCUGUCUCUGCGUAUGUUGAGUGGCAGCAGCUACGCAUUCGCGACAGGGGAUGGCGACAGGUACUACUCUGACGGCCCAGGUGGAGACGAACUCUCGAGUGGGGAUGAAGUGGCGGAUGCAGCGUAUACUAGAGGCCGGCAGCGCCGUCGACUGGGACUUGAGCAGAGCAGUCCUCACACGUCUGCGCCUUCAAUGGCCACCAGAUCCCAUCCUCCUGCAUCCGCAUCCCCACCCCCCGCUCCUGCAGCAUCCCCCAUUCCCCCACACGGUGCAUCCCCACCCCCCGCUCCUGCAGCAUCCCCCAUUCCCCCACACGGUGCAUCCCCACCCCCCGCUCCUGCAGCAUCCCCCAUUCCCCCACACGGUGCAUCCCCACCCCCCGCUCCUGCUGCAAGCCCCACUACCGCACCCACUGCACUCCCGUCCGUUGCAAGUAGAGGCCCAUCGAGAAUCACCGCCACUGGCACAAGGUCAAUGAUAAAGUGGAACGAUGACCUCACAGCCGACCUCCUCCGCUGUGUCAUAGCGGCCAUGCGGGAUGCAGGCAGGGCGCCCUUUGCCAAAGUGCAGCGCUGGGAUGCUAUCUUCGCCCGGUGGCAUGCCCAGCAUGCCGAUUUGAACUUCACGAUGGAGCAGCUGCGGAACCGGCUCAACGCAGUGAAGGCGUGGGUGAAAGACAUCAGGGAACUCAAUUCGUGGGUUGGAGAAGGUGUGAGCUGGGACCCUGCACGCGACUUCUUCGACCCAAGUACCAUGGUUCGUGAUCUCGAUAUCCCUCCGCGUAAAUGGGAUGAUUAUAAACGGUGGGUCACCCACACCGCCCCGUGGCUUAGCCUUGGCGAGCAGGUGACUCGUCAUGGCAACCACGCUUGCACCACCACAGCAGAUGGCGACAGGUAUUACUCAGACGGCCCGGGUGAAUAUGACCUCUCGAGUGGGGAUGAUGAGGCGGAUGCAGCGUGCACUAGAGGUCGGCAGCGCCGCCGCCCGGGACUUGAAAACAGCAGUCCGCACCAGUGUGCUGCUGCAGCAGCAAGCCCCAAUCCCGCACCCGCAGCAUCCCCUGAUCGUGCACAGCCCGCCCUCCCCCCUUAUGCCUUCCCCUCGCCCUCCCUCCAUCCGCCCCCCCUUGAUCUCCCCGUCCCCCCCCUGCGCGCGAACACCUACGAGCUUGACACGGGGUUGCGCGAACGGCGGGAGCGGUGGGAACAGGCAUUGAAAAGCGGCAAGUGGCGGCCGAUGUGGGACAACGAACAGACAACAGCUCUUUUGGAGAUCAUUCGCGACGUGCUGCACGCUCAGGGCAGCGCCCUCCCCGGCAGGAUCGAGGACUGGGGGGCGGUGCACCGCGAGUGGUUGCGACGAGGGUUCCCGCGGUACUCGAAGGAGCAGCUGAGAAUCCGGUGCAGUUCGGUGCGCGGGUGGGUGAAGGAUAUUCAGUUUCUGCAGGAGCUGCUGCCGCCUGAAGUCACCUGGGACCCCACCACUCAGCCCUUCAACCCCGACCCUGAGCUGGGCAUCAGCCUGUGGCUGAAGCAACAUGGGCAGUGGAAGCACUACAGGCGGUGGAGCAAGCACACGGCGCCCUGGCUGCCCCUUGCUCUGCUCAACGCCCACACGUGCCCUGCUGAGGUUGAGUGGGAGGAGGACGAGGAGGAGUGGGAGGAGGAGGACGAGGAGGAGGCGGAUUGGGGAGAAGGGGAGGGAGAGGAGGAGGAUGGGGAAGAGGAGGAAGAUGAAGUGAUGGAGGUGCGGGCAGGUGGGGAGGGGAAUGGGGAUGCGGAGGAGGAGGUUGAGGAGGGGGAGUGGGGAGAGGGAUGGGGCGAUGGGAGCCGACUGCGGCGAGUGGCAGGGAGGUAUAGGCGUGGAGGAAGGAAAGUGCGGCGGCAGAGAGAUAGAGAGGGGUUGGAGGCACGGGAGGGUAGUGGAGAGCGGUGGAGGGGUGGAGAGUUGGAUGGUGAUGAGUGGUUGGGGACGUGGAGGAUGGAUGCGUUGCAACAGGCUGCACAGGGAGGGGGCGCGAGGAGAAGAGAGGGACGAGAGGGUGUGGAAGGGAGAGGGGUUGGGAGUGGUGGGGUCGGGGCUGCACAGGGGAAUGGUGGGGUCGAUGGUGUUCCGCGUGCUGAGGUGGCACGUAACAAUGUCACCUUUGCUGACGUGUCUAAUGCUGCUGACGUGGCUCAUGCUGCUGACGUGGCUCGUGCUGACGUGGCCUGUGCUGACGUGGCUCGUGUGGGUGAGACUGGUGGUGCAAGUGCGGAUGAUAGGGACGAGUACCCUGCGAGGCUGGCAGCGCGGAUCGCUGGCAUGGCAGUGAGAAGGAGGGAGCAAGGCGGCACAGAGAGGCUCGCGGUUGAGGGCGAGGGGGGAGGGGCCGGGGAUGGGGGAGGAGGAAAUGCCAAUGCACAACGGGGGGAUGGGGAUCUUGAAGGAGAGAAUGGGGUGGGGGAGAGGCAGGAAAGAGAGAGAAGGGAGGAGGGGAGAGCGGGGAGGGGUGUGAAGCGGUCGAGGCCGGUGUGGGUGCAGGCAAUGGAGAGGAAGCGGCAGCGGCGGGUGAUGGAGAGUGUGGCGCGUGCCGUCAAGAGCAUGGCGGAGAAGGGCCAGCCGCACGUGCAUAGAGACGCGGUGGCGGACAGUGUGGUGAAGGCAGUGCAGGACGUGCAGGCCCUCCCCUCUCUCACGGACGCGCAGCGCGUGGCGGCCAUCGACGCCUUCCUGCAGCGCCCCCUCGACGCCCACGCCUUCCAGGCCAUGAGCCCCGCCCUGCAGACCCUCUUCGCCCGCCGCGCCCACGCCCACGCCGUUGACCGGCAGCUGGCCGGGAUUCAAGCUGCCGCUGCUGCGGGGGGGAAUGCGCUCCUCCCAGACCAGCAGCUUGGGGGGCUGCCAGGUGUGGCUGGGGGUGCUGGUGUGGUGGGGGGGACUGCGGGGGUGGGAACGGCGGGGGUGGGAACGGCGGGGGUGGGAACGGCGGGGGUGGGAACGGAGGGGGUGGGAACGGCGGGGUUGGGACCGGCGGGGUUGGGAACGGCCGGGGUGGGAACGGCGGGGGUGGGAACGGCGGGGGUGGGGGCGGCGGGGGUGGGGACGGCGGGGGUGGGGACGGCGGGGGUGGGAACGGCGGGGGUGGGAACGGCGGGGGUGGGAACGGUGCGGUUGGGAACAGCGGUGGUGGGCAUGGGGAGUACAGGAAUGGGGGCAAUGGGAAGAGGGGGGACGAGCAUGGUGGGAACAGUAACAGGGGGAACACGGAUGGGGGAAACGGGAUUCGGUUCGAGGGGAUUGGGGACGAUGGGGCAAACGGGGGCAGUGGGAGGGAUGGCAGGAGGUGGGGGUGUGGCAGGAGGUGGGAGUGUGGGUGUGGGAACGGCAGCAGCAGGUACAGUAGCAGCAGACACAGCAGGAGAAGGGAGGGGUGUACAAGGUGUGGGAGGGGUUGCAGGGGGAGUAGGGGAAACCGGGGCGGCAGCAGGGGCAAGAGGAGCAGGAGGGAUGGGCGGCACACAAGGGGCGGGCGGCAUGGCAGGGCUGCAGGUGCUGGGGCCUCGCGUGCAGGAGUUGAUGCACGAGUUGGUUAGAGAGAUCCUGGGAGCAGUCAAUGCGAGUCAACAGAAGGUCAGCACGGGUCAACAGGCAGUCAGUGCUGGUCAAGGGGCGGUCAAUGCUGGUCAAGGGGCGGUCAAUGCAGGUCACACAAGGUUAACUGGCAAUCCAGCGGUGGUCAAUGGGAUUCGAUGCGAGUGCCAUGAGUGUGUGGCUGCUAGAUUGGCGAUGAGAACACGUGAAGGCACAGUCAACGCGAGUCAAGAUGGAGUCAAUGCGGGUCAAGAUGGAGUCAACGCGAGUCAACCAGUGGUCAAUGCGGAUCCAAGGAGGGGAGUGGUAGCGAAUCAAGUGGAGGCAGCUGUCGGCCAAUCAGGGUUAGGUGCAGGUCGUGUGGGGACGGCUGCUGUGCUAGAGACAAGAAAUGCUGGUCAAGCACCAGUCAACGCAGGUCAAGCACGAAUAAACGCCGGUCAAGCACGAGUCAACACUGGUCAAGCAGCAGUCAACGCCGGUCAAGCACGAGUCAACGCUGGUCUAGCACGAUUAAACACUGGUCACACAACAGUCAACGCCGGCCAAGCACGAGUCAACGCUGGUCACGCUCCAGUCAACCCUGGUCACGCUCCAGUCAACCCUGGACAAACACCAGUCAACACUGGUCGCGCAGCAGCCAACGCCAGUCAAGCACGAGUCAACGAUGGUCAAGCACUAGUCAACGCGGGUCAAGCACGAAUAAACGCCGGUCAAGCACGAGUCAACGCUGGUCAUGCAGCAGUCAACCCUGGUCAAGCACCAGUCAACGCUGGUCACGCAGCAGCCAACGCCAGUCAAGCACGAGUCAACGCUGGUCAAGCACCAUUCAACGCUGGUCAAGCACCAUUCAACGCUGGUCAAGCACCAUUCAACGCUGGUCACGCACUGGUCAACGCUGGUCAAGCACCAUUCACUGCUGGUCAUGCACCAGUCAACGCUGGUCAAGCACUGGUCAACGCUGGUCAACCACCAUUCAACGCGUUUCAAGCACUGGUCAACGCUGGUCAAGCACCAUUCAGUGUUGUUCAAGCAUUGGUCAACGCUGGUCAAUUACCAUUCACUGCUGGUCAAGCACCAGCCAACGCUGUUCAAGCGCUGGUCAACGCCGGUCAAGCACCAUUCACUGUUGGUCAAGCACUAGUCAACGCUGGUCAAGCAUCAUUCAACGCUGGUCAAGCACUGGUCAACGCUGGUCAAGCACCAUUCAACGCUGGUCUAUGGGCUGCUAAUGCAGGUGGAGGGGUGGGCCAAGGCAGAGCAGAGGGAGGAGGGGUGUGGAGGGACGCAGCGAUCCUGGGGCUGCUAUUGAAGCUGCUGCAAGGCCAGGCGAAGGAAACGGAUGGGGCUGUGGCGAGGGGACAGGGGGAAAACGUCGGGCAAAGAGGGGAGCAGGGAGAGCAGCAGGGAAGGCAGCAUGGAGGGGAGCAGGGAGGGGAGCAGGGAGGGGGGCAGGAAGGGGGGCAGGGAGGGGGGCAGGAAGGGGGGCAGGGAGGGGAGCAGGGAGGGGGGCAGGGAGGGGAGCAGGGAGGGGAACAGGGAGGGGGGCAAGGAGGGAAUCGAGGAGGGAAUCAGGGAGGGAAUCAGGGAGCGGAUGAGAGAGUCAGCUUGCCCGGGGAAAGUGGCAGUGGAGGGGGGCACUUCACGCUGUCGCACCGCUGUGUGGCGGACGGGCCGGCAGGGCAGUGCAGCCUGUGCAGCAUCGUUGCCAAUUUCGCCAAAAUGGUGGGCGCCCAGGGUGGCCUGGGGGGCGCCCAGGGUGGCCUGGGGGGCGCGCAGGGUGGCCUGAUGGGGGUUGCUGCUGGGGGAGGAGUGCCCGCAGCAAGCGAUCUGAGGGGGAGUGGUGGUGGGGAAGCGGUGGCUGUGCCGAGUGGAGGAGGAGGGGGUGGUGUGGGAGAGGUGCGCAUGUCGGGAGGAGGAGGGGGGAGUGGUGGUGGAGGGGAGGAGGGGGUGGGCGUUGAAGUUGAAGGGGUUGGGGCGGGAGAGACGGGAGAGGUGAGAGACGCGGGAGAGGUGGGAGAGGUGAGAGACGCGGGAGAGGUGGGAGAGGUGAGAGACGCGGGAGAGACGGGAGAGGUGAGAGAGGUGAGGCCAGGGGGUGGUGGAGAGGGACGGGGGGCUGGAGAAGGAGGGGAGGGUGUAGAAGGAGAGGGGAAUGGGGGAGGGGGGGGUGGAGAGGGAGGGGGAGGUGGAGAGGAACGGAGGGUCGGAGAAGGAGGGGAGGGUGUAGAAGGAGGGGGGAAUGGGGGAGGGGGGGGUGGAGAGGGAGGGGGUGGUGGAGAGGAACGGAGGGUUGGAGAAGGAGGGGAGGGUGGAGGGUUGGGCGGCAGGGCAGGGCUGCAGCUGCUGGGGCAUCGCGUGCAGGAGUUUGCUGGAAGAGAGAGCCUGGGAGCAGUCAACGCGAGUCAACAGAUGGCCAGCACGGGUCAACAGGCAGUCAAUGCUGGUCAAGGUUUAGUGAACAUGCGCCAAUCAGCAGUGAAUCAAGGUCCACUGGAAAGUGUGGGUGCAGGCGAAGGGGCAGUCAACGCUGGUCAAGCAGCAGUGAACGCAGGUCAAGGGGCAGUGAACGCAGGUCAAGGGGCAGUGAACGCAGGUCAAGGGGCAGUGAACGCAGGUCAAGGGGCAGUGAACGCAGGUCAAGGGGCAGUGAACGCAGGUCAAGGGGCAGUGAACGCAGGUCAAGGGGCAGUGAACGCAGGUCAAGGGGCAGUGAACGCAGGUCAAGGGGCAGUGAACGCAGGUCAAGGGGCAGUGAACGCAGGUCAAGGGGCAGUGAACGCAGGUCACACGGGGAUGACUGGCAAUCCAGUGGUGGUCCAUGGGAUUCAAUGCAAGUGCCGUGAGUGUCUUGUUGCUACAUUGGCGGCCAGAAUACGUGAAGGUGCGGUCAACCUGAGUCAAGCGGUCAAUCUGAGUCAAGCAGCAGGCAAUCCAAUUCAAGCAGUAGUCAAUCCAAUUCAAGCAGCAGUCUAUGUAGCGAGUCAACUAGUGGCCAAUGCGGAUCCAAGGAGGAAAGUCGCAGCGAAUCAGGUGGAAAUGGCUGUCGGUCAACAAGGGUUAGAUGCAGGUCGUGCAUUCAAUGCUGGUCAAGCAGCAGUCAACGCUGGUCAAGCACCAUUCAAUGCUGGUCAAGCACUGGUCAACACGGGCCACGCACUGGCCAACGUGGGUCAAGCACCAGUCAACGCUGGUCAAGCACCAGUCAACUAUGGUCUAUGGGCUGCUAAUGCAGGUGGAGGGGUGGGCCAAGGCAGAGCAGAGGGAGGAGGGGUGGUGGGAAGAGGAGGGGCUUGGAGGGACGCAACGACCAUGGGACUGCUGCACCUGCUGCUGCCAGGCCGGGCAAGGGAAAUGGGCGGGGCUGUGGCGAGGGGACAGGAGGAGACCGGCGGACAAAGAGCGGAGCAGGGAGGGGGGCAGGGAGGGGGGCAGGGAGGGGAGCAGGGAGGGGAGCAGGGAGGGGAGCAGGGAUUGGGGCAGGGAGGGGAGCAGGGAUUGGGGCAGGGAGGGGAGCAGGGAAGGGUGCAGGGGGGGGAGCAGGGAGGGGGGCAGGGGGUUGAGCAGGGAGGGGGGCAGGGAGUGGGGCAGGGAAGGGGACAGAGAGGGGGGCAGGAAGGGAGACAGGGAGGGAAGCAGGGAGGGGAGCAGGGAGGGGAGCAGGGAGGGGAGGAGGGAGGGGAGCAGGGAGGGGAGCAGGGAGGGAAGCAGGGAGGGGAUGAGAGAGUGGGAACAGUCAGCAUGCCGGGGGGAAGCGGCAGUGAAGGGGGGUUCUUCACGGUGUCGCACCGCUGUGUGGCGGAUGGGCCGGCAGGGCAGUGCAGCCUGUGCAGCAUCAUGGCCAAUUUUGUGAGAGUGGUGGGCGCAUAUGGCGGCCUGGGGGGGGUUGCUGCUGGGGGAGGAGUGCCCGCAGCAAGUGACCUGAGGGGGAGUGGUGGGGGAGAGGUGGCUGUGCCGAGUGGAGGGGGGGUUGGUGCUGGGGGAGAGGUGCGCUUGUCGGGGGAAGGAGGGGGGAGUGGUGGUGGAGGGGCGGAGGGGGUGGGUGUUGCGGGUGAGGGAUGUGAGACGGGAGAGGUGAGGAUGGAGGAGCUGGGGGGUGCAGGUGACGAUUCACCAACUGCCGGCCCAGAAGAAGUCAAUGCAGGUCAAGGGGCGGCUAAUGCAGGUCAAGGGGCGGUCAAUGCAGGUCAAGGGGCGGUCAAUGCAGGUCAAGGGGCGGCCAAUGCAGGUCAAGGGGCGGAUUUGAGUGGAGGGAAGGAGUUGAGUUCACGGGAGGAUGUCACUCGAGAAACGAGUGAGGGCAAGGAGUUGAGUGAGGGGAGGGGAACCGUGUGUGUGAGUGACGGGGUUAUGGUGCUUGAGGAGGGAGAUGUGAUUAUGGUGGAGGCAGGUACUACUGAGGGGGAAGCGGAUGUGACUAUGGGGGAAGCGGAUGUGACUAUGGGGGAAGCGGACAUGAGUGUGAUGGGAGGGGACCUCGUUAUGGGGGAAGGGACAACAACUGUGGGGGGAGGGGGCAUCAAUGAAACGGAAGGAGAAUCGAGAGGGAAGGAGGCAGAGAGGAGUGGGAAGGAGGGAGAGACGAGUGGGAAGGAGGGAGAGACGAGUGGGAAGGAGGGAGAGACGACUGGGAAGGAGGGAGAGACUAGUGGGAAGGAGGGAGAGAGGAGUGGGACAGAGGGAGAAACGAGUGGGAAGGAGGGAGAAACGAGUGGGAAGGAGGGAGAAACGAGUGGGAAGGAGGGAGAGACGAGUGGGAAGGAGGGAGGGACGAGUGGGAAGGAGGGAGAGACGAGUGGGAAGGAGGGAGAGAGGAGUGGGACAGAGGGAGAGAGGAGUGGAAAGGAGGGAGAGGCGAGUGGGAUGGAGGGAGAAACGAGUGGGAGGGAGGGAGAAACGAGUGGGGAAGGCGAAACGAGUGGGAGGGAGGGAAAGUCGAGUGGGAAGGAGGGAGAGACGAGUGGGAAGGAGGGAGAAACGAGUGGGAAGGAGGGAGAGACGAGUGGGAGGGAGGGAGAGACGACUGGGAAGGAGGGAGAGACGACUGGGAAGGAGGGGGAAACGAGUGGGAAGGAGGAAGAUACGAGUGGAAAGGAGGGAGAAACGAGUGGGAAGGAGGGAGAAACGAGUGGGAAAGAGGAGGAUGCUACUAUGGGAAAAGGCGAUAUGAGUGCAACGGAAGGAGAGGGAGGAGGCAUGAGCAUAGGGGAAGGCGAGGUGCAAGUGGUUUCAGAGAAAGGCUUUGAAGGUCACUUGAUUGUGAAUGAUGGUCAGGGGGGAAGUGAUUCUUGUGAAAUGGCAGUCAGCAAGGGUCAAGGCGCAGACAGCGAGAGUCAAGGAGCAGUCAACGAGCGUCAAGGAGCAGUCAACGAGAGUCAAGGUGCAGUCAACGAGGGACAAGGUGUGGAGGGUGCGAGUCAAAGGGUUACAAGUGAUGAUCAAGUGCCAGUCAGCAUGGGUCAACGUGCAGUCAGCAUGGGUCAACGUGCAGUCAGCAUGGGUCAACGUGCAGGCAGUAAUGAUCAAGAAGUCGGUGGAGGUGAAGUGAAGGGGGCAGGAGGUGAAAGGGAAGCAAGGGCAGGUCAAACCAACCAAUGUGGUGUGGAUGGGUCGGAUGAGGUGGAGUGGGAAGACGAGGCAGGCACGGACUGA
Molecule: messenger RNA, 10122 nt
Organism: Closterium sp. NIES-65
Lineage: Eukaryota; Viridiplantae; Streptophyta; Zygnematophyceae; Desmidiales; Closteriaceae
Source: the annotation of a GenBank genome assembly